Molecule: messenger RNA, 1170 nt
Organism: Calliphora vicina (urban bluebottle blowfly)
Lineage: Eukaryota; Metazoa; Arthropoda; Insecta; Diptera; Calliphoridae
Product: odorant receptor 67d-like
Exons: 4
Coding region: 1-1170 (389 amino acids)
Biological process (GO): sensory perception of smell; detection of chemical stimulus involved in sensory perception of smell
Cellular component (GO): plasma membrane
Molecular function (GO): odorant binding; olfactory receptor activity
Source: RefSeq, a predicted model, not a curated record
AUGACCACCAAAUAUUCGCAUAGUUUUUUAAAGCUUUUCAACUUUACGCGCAACUUUUCAAGAAUGUGUGGAGCCGAUUUGAUACGGGAGGACUACAAGAUGACAGCGCUAACAUGGUUUAUAAUUGCGGUGGUAAAUGGGGCCAUUGCUUUUACAUUCUACACCAUGUAUGUGGGAGUAGCUAUAAACCAUGAUUGGACGGAACUCUUGAAAUGCCUGUGUAUGUUUGGAACAGGUGUUCAGGGCUACGCAAAACUAGUUAACGGUCUACUCAGACCCGAAAUGGUACGUUUCAUUUAUCGAGAAAUUAUCGGCAUGUAUACGGUGUAUGAGCGAAAAACUGCAAACUAUCACAAAUUGCUAAAGGAGAGCAUAUCGUUGGUGAAAAAACUUAUUGUAAUUUUAUUAAUAUCCGUGAUAUUGGUGUCCAUGGCCAUAAUUGGCACACCCGCCAUCUAUAAAAUGAUGUUUAAUGAACGCAUCUUUAUAAUGCCCUUCUUUUUCCCCUACAUCGAUUAUAAAACCGAUUUUGGUUACUAUUUGACUUCACUGUUUCACAUAAUUUGUGUGAUUUUCGGAAUUUUUGGUAAUUUUGUCAGUGAUUCAUGGUGUUUUGCAUUCGCCGCUCAUAUACCGCUAUUAAAGAAUAUACUUCAGGCUAAAUUCCGCGAAUUGGAUGAACUGUUACAAGAAAAGGAAGACGCCAAAGAUUUCAAGCAAGUGGCCAUAAAGUUGUAUGAGAUUUUUAAAUGGCAUCAAAAAUAUCAAGUAUUUUGUAAUACAGUUAAGGAACUAUUUUUCUGGGUCAUUUUUGUACAAGUUGCCACAGAAUUUGUGAGUAUUGUCUGUACGAUUGUUUGCAUAUUUUUGGGCAUAUGGCCAGCAGCGCCCGUCUAUUUGGUCUACUCAUUCGUUUUGUUUUAUUUCCAUUGUGCUUUGGGUAAUUUAGUGGAAACUUCAAACGAUGAUGUUAUUUUAAUGAUCUAUGAUUGCUGCUGGUAUAAUUUGAGCGUGUCACAACAGAAAAUGCUUCUAAUCAUGUUGAGAGAAUCCCAGCAGGCUGAAGGUAUGUCCAUUGGUGGUAUUGCUCCCUUAUCAAUGAGUACUGCGUUGCAGUUGACGAAAACGUUUUAUACAUUUUCCAUGAUGUUGAGACAAUUUUUGAAUUAA